CAUCAUCGACAUCAUGCAAAUGCUCAAUGAAUGAUUUAUCUAUGUUUAUGUAGUUUUGUAGUUGAAUGGAUGUGCUGUGAGAUGCAAGAGAAGGAAAAUCGUGAUUUUUGGUCAUCUACAUCUAGAUUCAAUUUUUAUUUCCUUCCCUUAUUUACUAUGUGAGAUUUUCUAUUUAUAAAACUACUCGAUCUGUUUAUGAAAUGUGUGUUUGCAUUAAUUUUAAUUCUUACGAAUAAAUUUAUAAAAAAACAUCUAAGUAAGUUCAUUUUCCUAUAAAUCGAAUAAUACUUCAUAGGCAGUAAGUGCAUAUGGAUUAAAUUAAAUUAAUUUUCGAAAGAACUUAUUUUAUAGCUAAUUAAAGAAAGGUUGGAAAUAUGUUAAUUAACAAAUUUGAAUAGCAACUUUCAUUCAAAUAAUAGCGAGUAAAUAGUUUAAUAAUUUGCGAUAUCAUAAAUAUCUAAAGCAUUGUUUGUUUAGUUUAAAGUGUAAAUAGUAGUUCUGUUAAAAAGAUGAGAAGUUAUUCUCCAAAAAUAGCCAUUUAAAUAUAAUCAGCUAAAGAAAUCUACAUGAAAUUUGUUGAAACGAUUGGAAACUUUUCACUCAGAAUA
Messenger RNA from Clunio marinus, 608 nucleotides. The record is from the annotation of a GenBank genome assembly. NCBI's taxonomy places the organism in Eukaryota, Metazoa, Arthropoda, Insecta, Diptera, Chironomidae.